Messenger RNA from Cryptococcus amylolentus CBS 6039, 2021 nucleotides. RefSeq lists its product as hypothetical. Gene Ontology annotation, cellular component: membrane. Bases 267 to 1703 code for a protein of 478 amino acids. Gene Ontology annotation, molecular function: transmembrane transporter activity. Gene Ontology annotation, biological process: transmembrane transport. Lineage: Eukaryota; Fungi; Basidiomycota; Tremellomycetes; Tremellales; Cryptococcaceae. The record is from RefSeq and is a predicted model, not a curated record. The transcript has 14 exons.
GCAGCGUCAGCCAUUUUGAAUCCGCCUCUUCUCUUCCACCACAAAUUGCUCCACCCCCGUCCCCUUCAGCAUAUCAUGGCUGACGGUAAAUCCUCUCCUGACCUCCGCGACCCGUCGCACCAAGUCCGCAAUGCGAGCUCGGACGGCGACGACGAUGCCGUCCUGGCGCAGCUUGGGUGCGUCUCCUUUUCUCGUGGUCUAGCACUGCGAGAUACAAGUCUGAGUUUAUCAGAGAAUUUGGCAACCUGGAGACUUUCAGUUUUGCCAUGAGUAUCAUGGGUAUGACUGCAUCUAUCGCCACUACUUUCACAACUCCCCUUUCAUUAGGAGGUGUUGCCUCUGUCGUGUGGUGCUGGCUUGCGGGUUCUAUCAUGAAUAUAUCUUUAGGUGCUUCAAUAGCUGAACUGGUCUCUGCAUACCCUACUGCUGGUGGUGUCUACACUGCUUCAUCUGCUCUUUGCCCACGGCGGUGGAGGCCCAUUGUCGGAUGGGUCACCGGUUACAUGAACACUUUGGGACAAAUUGCUGGUGUUGCUUCAACAGAAUGGGGUCUCUCAGGCAUGAUUCUUGCCGCCGUAGUGGUUUGCCGAGACGAUUAUGAGAUUGUAAACUGGCACCAGUUCCUUCUUUUCAUCGGGCUUCUGGCCAUACACGGUAUCCUGAACUCUCUCCCCACAGCCAGUCUUGCGCGCUUGACUAGAGGUUUCGUCUUCAUCAACAUAGGAGCUGCCAUCGUCAUCGUCAUUACUCUUCUCGCCUGCACCCCUCGAAGUGAAAUGCAUCCUGGGAGCUAUAUCUUUACUGAGGUGUCCAACAACUCUGGUUGGGCCAGUAAUGGGCUGGCGGUGGCUAUGGGACUGCUGUCUGUGCAAUGGACUAUGACGGAUUACGAUGCCGCUGCGCACAUUAGUGAGGAAGUCCACCGGGCUGCCAUCGCUGCUCCCGUGGCCAUCUUUGUAGCCGUCAUCAACACCGGUGCAAUCGGUUGGAUCCUCAACAUCACUCUCUGCAUCUGUGCCGGCGACGUCACCCAACUCCCCGGUCCAUCUGGAAAUGCCUUCCUGGGCAUCAUGCAGAUGCGCAUGGGUACCGCCGGCGCUAUGGUCCUCUGGUCAUUCACCUGCCUCGUCGCCACCUUUACCGUCCAAACUGCUCUUCAAGCCAACUCUAGAACCGUAUUCGCGUUUUCCCGAGACGGUGCUUUGCCGGAUAGGGGUCUCUUUGGUAUCGUGAAUGAGAAGACAAAGACACCGAUCUAUGCUGUGUGGCUGGUUGUCGGUAUCAGUGCGUUGAUGGGAUGUCUGUCCUUUGCGAGUUUGACGGCUGUGAAUGCUGUCUUCUCUAUGUGCGCUGUCGCCAUGGAUUUGUCUUAUAUCAUCCCGGUCAUCUGCCGAAGAGUCUUCGAAGGCCACCCCGAAGUUCAAUUCAAGCCUGGACCUUUCUACAUGGGCAAAUGGGGCUACCUUGUCAACAUCAUCAUGGUUCUUUGGACUCUGUUCGAAGUCACCAUCCUCUGCUUCCCCGAGACCUUCCCCCUCACAUGGGACACCUUCAACUACGCCGCUCCAAUCACCAUGGCCGUCAUGGCCCUCUCGCUCGUGUGGUACGUUGCCGCCGGCAGAAAAUGGUACGAAGGUCCAAGGAGCAAUCUCGAAGAGACCGAGACCGAACAAGCCUUCAAGCCUCAGCCUUUCGACGCUUAAAACCCCCCCGCCGCCGAUUUUCAAUUUUGCGAUCAAAUUUUUCCAAAUCCCAAAUGCCAAUUCAUCCUGGCUUUUUUUCUCGACAUAUGCCCCAACCGGUUCCCCGUGCGCUCCUGAAUAUACUCGACGAGUUGCGCAACGGCCGGGAAAACUUGCGUUUCAAAAACGCAGCGCGUCGUUUGCUGUUUAACCAGCUGUUUCCCCACCCAACACCCACAAUACAAGAAAGAGUCUUCUUCACAUAACGAUAUACGACCUAGGGUAAUAUGUUUGUCUUGUAUAAUUUGUAGAAUGUAUCAGCUACUUAUCGAUCCUCAA